GGCGCGGCCGCCAGCCCCGGCCCCGCCGCGGCGCGGCCUCCCCCGCCAUGUGAAGCGCAGGAAGAUGCGGAGGCGCAGCCCGGCCGCUCGCGGCGAGGGAUGAGCCGAGACGGGGAGAAGAUGACCGAGGACGCCUACCCAGACGAUGACAGCUAUAUUGUGCGAGUCAAAGCUGUGGUUAUGACCCGAGAUGACUCCAGUGGGGGAUGGCUGCCGCAAGAAGGAGGCGGCCUCAGUAGAGUUGGCGUCUGCAAGGUCACGUACCCAGAGGGCAAUGGAAGAAGUGGAUUUCUAAUCCAUGGUGAAAGGCAGAAAGACAAACUGGUGGUGCUGGAGUGCUUCGUGAAGAAGGACCUGGUGUACACCAAGGCGAACCCGACCUUCCACCACUGGAAAGUGGACAACAGGAAGUUUGGGCUCACUUUUCAAAGCCCCGCCGACGCUCGAGCCUUUGACAGAGGCGUGAGGAAAGCCAUUGAGGACCUCAUUGAAGGGUCUACUACUUCCUCUUCAACGCUUCACAACGAGGCUGAGGUUGGCGACGAUGAUGUCUUCACAAAUGCAACAGAUAGCUCCUCCAACUCCUCUCAGAAAAGGGAACAGCCUGUGCGAACUCUGGCAUCUCCAGCAUCCUGUGAAAAUCGAAGAAUUUGCACUCGUGGGCACCUUCAUGACCAUUACAGCUCUGACCACUACCAUCUAGAACAAUCAGUACCACGAUCCUACCGGCACGUCAACUUUCCAGAUGACGAUGAGGAAAUAGUACGCAUCAAUCCUCGGGAGAAGAUUUGGAUGACUGGAUAUGAGGACUAUCGCCAUGCCCCAGCACGAGGAAAGAACUUCGAUCCUGAUGACGUGGACUCCUACGUACGUUUUGCCAAAAGCGAGUCCUCAAAACACGAGUACACUUAUCCUUACGUAGACAACUCAGACUUUGACCUGGGUGAAGAUAUCAAGGGUGCUGUGAUAAAGACUCAACCUGUCAAAUUCAAGCCCAGACGGAAGGAGGAUGGUGAGAGGUCACGGUGCGUGUACUGCAGGGACAUGUUCAAUCAUGAGGAGAACAAACGGGGUCAAUGCCAGGAUGCUCCUGACCGCAUCAAGACUUGCAUCCAUCGAGUGAGCUGUAUGUGGUGUGCAGACACUAUGCUCUAUCACUGUAUGUCCGAUCCGGAAGGAGACUUUACAGAUCCUUGUUCGUGUGACACCAGUGAUGAAAUGUUUUGCCUCCGGUGGAUGGCCCUUAUCGCCUUGUCUUUCAUUGCUCCAUGUAUGUGCUGUUACUUGCCGCUUCGGGCUUGUUACCACUGUGGGGUCAUGUGCAGGUGCUGUGGUGGAAAACACAAAGCUGCUGGAUGACUACAAAUGAGUUCGGUGUGUUAUGUUUUUCCUGUAGUUCGGGGAACACAUUGGUUUUGGAGCAUUGAGAUCACUUAUUUUGAUGCAGCCACUGUGCCCAGCAGCAUCCAGAAACCACCAGUUUGGAUCAUUUUACGUUCGAUCGUCUGGGGCUCACACUGCAUUGAUUUGCUCAUCAAGUGUUCUAACUAACUAACGUACAGCAUAGACUUUUGUAUUAUUAAUCUGUAAUCAAACAGACUGUCUUGUACAUGUUUAUAUUAUUUUUUCAGUUAAAACGAGUUUAAGAACUGCUUUAAAUGGUGGUGGAUUGUAGAACAUCUCCAGGUUGUGUCCGUCUUGCCUCUGCUCGCGCGGUACCAUCGGUGUGCCAGCAAGUUUUGGCAUUUCUCUAAGCGGGGUGGCGUAGUGAACGAGAUCUCACUUGGAAGAUAUUUUAACUUGCUGUCAAGUUAUUGUGUGUAUGGAAGGUGUGCUAGUAACAAACUUGUACCACAACACAGUAUUUCUGUCACUGGUUUUCUUUUGUUUUGUUUUUUUGUUCUGUUUUCCAAAGCCAAAAUAGCCAUGUAAGCUGCAGUUUCUCUUCUAGAGUCCAUCGUCAUUUCCUUCAGCAAACAUCUUAAAUUAUUUCUCUGUUCUUAAAGCUCUGCGAACAGAAAGCGAAGCUCAGUUACCAUAGUCACAUAACCAUUGAGAAUCUGGUAGUUCUCCUUACCUGUAAUCAUUUCAGACCACUACUUGAAAGGGAAACUUUACAUUUUAGUGUUUUCUUUUUUCCCUAAAUAACUUUGGAAAAAUAAAACUCUGUUUUCAGAGUUCUGCCCAAAAGAAGGGAACUUUUUCUUUAGACAGCCAUGUAAUGAUUUGAGUAUAAAACACUACAGUUCCAGAUGAGGAAAAUUGUUGUUAUGCAAAGAAUUAUUAACAAUGCAAUGUCAAAAGCACUAUUGUAAUCCAUGGCAAUUCUGGGGAAAUGCUGCAUUAAGUGGUGGAUUAUAUGGAAAAUAGUGUUUGUUUGUUUUUUCCUGUAUGAUAUGUGAGCACCAGAACACGUGUGCUCACGGUAGAAACUACGUUUAGCAGUCUAAACAGGUAUUGAAAAUCAAAAGCCAGGAUGUUAACCACCACUUUCAUUUCCUGACCUACGGUUCUGAUUCUCCGGAUGCUUACAGAUGUCCAAUGUAAUGCAUAUGCAACCAGCAUUUAUGUAAUUCUUUGUAUAGGAUAAAUCACAGGAGUCUUUGCAGGAGCCAGACCGAAGCGUCUCCCUCACUUUCCCCUCCCUAGUUCACCACCCAGAUUUAUCAAGUGGAUGCAUAAGGUGCAUACAGCGGGAUAAAAUUACUUUAAUUUUUUUUAAAUGUCAUGUUGUCUUGUGUACAAGGCUUGUAAUUAGCUGGAAAAAAAAGAGUAUUUUUCUAAUAUAUUACAGGAAUAGCCAAAUAAUUUUUAUUAAAAAAAAAAUGAUUUAGCGCAGUGAGCUCUAACUAGCAUAGUACAAUCUGAAUACUUUGAGGCAGCUAGGGAUUGGCUUGUCAAAGCUGGCACUGCUGUUCCUGCCAUAAUUUCUUUCUGCAGUAAAUUGCCAGUGAGCGCAUGUCCUUUCCCUCCCUCUAUUGCACAUUGACAUCAGUCUUAAAAGAGAGGAUUUUGUUUCUUUUUUUUUUUUUCUUUUUUUUUUUUGCCAAAUAAAUGUAAAAGGAACGCUUGCCAUUUUGUCUUGGUGGAAUGUCCCAACGGUUCCUCUGAGAGUUAAUCACAGCUUUUUAGUAAACCAUGAACAAAGUAUGCAACGUGCUUAUACACUAUAGAGUUCGGUAGGCUUAAUUUGUAGCAGUUGCUGGGGAUCUUUUGGUUGGAAAAGAAAAAGAAUGAUAAUGCAAAAGGGAUGGAGUGUUACACACUCGGUGAUGCGUCUGGGUUUGCUGAAUGAAAUAUAAAUAUUUUGUGCCUAAUAGCAGUUGACAAAUCUCUCAAUGGUGUCUAGUAAACAUCAAGCCAGCCUCGAAAACAAUUUUAUGGAACAACCUUUUCCUUUUAUUUCUGUUCUCCGAGUUGUUUCAUGUAAACAAACAUCUGUAAGAUCUUCUCUCUACAAAGCACAACACUACAAAAAAGAUCUUACAGUUUUUUGUCCGGUCUUGAAGUGCCCCUAUUUAUUUAAGUAAAGUAGACAUACUCCAAGCCUUUCCGUAUGUCUGAAAAUAAAAAUAAAAAAUAAUCAUUAAAAAAAAAAACCCUCCCUUAUUAUUUUUUUUUUUUCCAGUUUUUCCUCCCUCCUUCUUCCUCCCUCUUUUCCUGUUGGGUUUUUGUAAUACUUGUAGAUUUUUGCUGCGUGCGUUCUUGGGUUUGUGAAGGCAGUGGUGUAAGGGCACAAUGAUAGAAAUGGGUGUUUUUUGUAAAUAUUCCUCCUUACUUUCCACACUGCUGCUGAACAGUGUGUAGCGUUCUCCCAGUCAGCUUUGCAAUACUGACAUCAAUCAUUCGAGAGAAAUUAUUCAGAUUUUAUUUUUGUAUCUGUGGUAACGAAACAUUAACCAAAUUUGUUUUCUGUCAUGAAAAAUGUUUGUUUUUUUUUCAAGCUAUCGCUCACAUUAACAAAUUAAAGUGCCUGAAGCCUCAUCAUUAUUGUAUCUAUAUACUAAAAGUUAAAACCCUGUUGUAUUGAUUUUUAUAAGCCUUUUUACCUCUGUGUAAAAAAUAUAUAUACAAGUGUAUGAUGUACAUUUUAGUUCUUAACUUCUUUUUUUAUUGUUUCUAAUAUGUAUGAUCCGUGUAGCUAUUGCUUUAAAAUGUACCAUGUAAAUAUAAAUACAUCAUAUCAAAACGA
Molecule: messenger RNA, 4192 nt
Organism: Tympanuchus pallidicinctus (lesser prairie-chicken)
Lineage: Eukaryota; Metazoa; Chordata; Aves; Galliformes; Phasianidae
Gene: SPRED2
Product: sprouty related EVH1 domain containing 2
Exons: 6
Coding region: 100-1359 (419 amino acids)
Biological process (GO): negative regulation of MAPK cascade; multicellular organism development
Cellular component (GO): membrane
Molecular function (GO): protein kinase binding
Source: RefSeq, a predicted model, not a curated record